AUGAGUCGAAUAAGUAGUAAAGAUCCGUUAGUUAUUUAUUUUGGUGAUCAUAUUAAAUCAGAUAUAAAUGCAUUAAAACGUCAUACUAAUUGGCUAGCAGCAGUUAUUGUUGAAGAAUUAGAAUUUGAUUCACCUCCGAUAAUUAUUCAUACAACUGCUCAUCAUUUAUCGAAUCGAUUAUCAACAAAUGAUCAAUCUUAUAUUAAAGGAAAUCAGUCAAAAUAUUUUUCUACAAAAUUUGAACAAACUGAACCUGAUGCUAUAUUACCUUCUCGAUCAUCGUGUUGGUAUACUUAUAUAACAAAACAUGCAUAUUUAAGUUUAAGUUAUUUAAGUGUAUUAGCAAAUCAUUUUGAUUUAAAGCAUCAAUUUGAACAUGCUAAACAGACAAAACAUUUCGUUUUAUUAUAUUAA
Rotaria sordida is the source of this 414-nucleotide messenger RNA. The record is from the annotation of a GenBank genome assembly. Lineage: Eukaryota; Metazoa; Rotifera; Eurotatoria; Philodinida; Philodinidae.